Messenger RNA from Poeciliopsis prolifica (blackstripe livebearer), 8362 nucleotides. RefSeq names its product ribosomal protein S6 kinase, polypeptide 5 (gene rps6ka5). Gene Ontology annotation, molecular function: magnesium ion binding; ATP binding; protein serine/threonine kinase activity. The transcript is spliced from 17 exons. Bases 157 to 2571 code for a protein of 804 amino acids. Gene Ontology annotation, biological process: protein phosphorylation; intracellular signal transduction; regulation of DNA-templated transcription. Lineage: Eukaryota; Metazoa; Chordata; Actinopteri; Cyprinodontiformes; Poeciliidae. The record is from RefSeq and is a predicted model, not a curated record.
CACCGUGGCUGGGUUUAGUGGCAAUUUUUUUUCUUGCUUAUUUAUCAGUCAAGCUCACCGUGGGUGACCCAUUUCUGUUUUCGCAUGAUAGUACCGCACACUCGUUUGAAAGGCGAGCCUAAUCUGCUCCGAACAUAAUAGGGACACGAAAUUACCAUGCCAUCCCCAAUGGAGGGAUCUUCAAGAGAAGGUGACCUGUUUACUGUGAAACAUGAGCUGAAAAAUGCCAACCUGACAGGCCACAUUGAGAGGGUGGGCAUCGAAAACUUUGAGCUACUAAAAGUGCUGGGCACAGGAGCAUACGGGAAAGUGUUCCUGGUGAGGAAGGUGAGUGGCCACGAUGCCGGGAAGCUCUACGCCAUGAAGGUGUUGAAGAAGGCGACUAUCGUCCAGAAAGCAAAGACGGCCGAACACACGCGGACGGAGCGGCAGGUGCUGGAGCACAUCCGCCAGUCUCCGUUCCUCAUAACGCUUCACUACGCCUUCCAGACCGACACCAAGCUGCACCUCAUUCUCGAUUAUGUAAAUGGAGGAGAGCUUUUCACGCACUUGGUGCAAAGGGUGCGGUUCAAGGAGCAGGAAGUAGCACUGUACAGCGGAGAAAUUGUCUUGGCACUAGAACAUCUACAUAAGCUUGGAAUAGUCUAUCGAGACCUAAAGCUGGAGAAUAUUCUACUGGAUUCAAACGGUCAUAUAGUUCUGACAGAUUUUGGCCUGAGUAAAGAAUUUGAUCAGGUUGAGAGGGCUUUCUCUGUUUGUGGCACUGUUGAAUACAUGGCUCCAGAAAUAGUUGAAGGAGGAGAUUCUGGACAUGACAAGGCGGUGGACUGGUGGAGCCUCGGUGUGCUAAUGUACGAGCUCCUGACCGGCGGAUCGCCCUUCACCGUCGACGGAGAUGAAAAUUCCCACUCGGAUAUCGCCAAGAGGAUUUGCAAAAAGGAUCCUCCUUUCCCCAAAGACAUGGGACCGCUGGCCAAAGACCUGAUCCAACGACUCCUUGUCAAAGAUCCAAAGAACAGAUUAGGAUCCGGUCUUAACGGAGCAGAGAACGUGAAGAAACAUCCGUUUUAUCAGAAAAUCAACUGGGAGGACUUGGCAGCGAAGAAGGUACCUGCGCCGUUCAAGCCGGUGAUUCGGGACGAGCUGGAUGUCAGUAAUUUUGCUGAGGAGUUCACAGAAAUGGACCCCACUUACUCCCCCGCAGCACUGCCUCAAAACUGUGACCGCAUUUUCCAGGGAUACUCUUUCAUGGCCCCCUCCAUCUUGUUCAAGAGGAAUGUGGUGAUGGACGACCCCAUCCAGCUGUGCGGCGGCUCCGAGAGGCCGGGCUCCGCCGCCGUGGCCCGCAGCGCCAUGAUGAAAGACUCUCCUUUCUACAUGAAUUAUGAGAUGGACCUACAGGACAGCGCUCUGGGAGAGGGCAGCUUCUCCAUCUGCCGCCGCUGCACGCACAAAAACACCGGACAACAAUACGCAGUCAAGAUAGUCAGCAAGCGGAUGGAGGCGCAGACUCAGAGGGAAAUAGCAGCCUUGAAGCUCUGCGACGGCCACCCGAACAUUGUGAAGUUGCACGAAAUUUACCACGAUCAGCUCCACACAUUCCUGGUUCUGGAGCUGCUCGGUGGAGGAGAGCUGCUGGAGAGGAUCCGGAGGAAGCAGCACUUCAGUGAGACAGAAGCCAGCCGCAUCAUGCGCAAACUGGUGUCUGCUGUCAGUCACAUGCAUGAUGUAGGAGUAGUGCACAGGGACCUGAAGCCAGAGAACCUGCUCUUCACAGACGAGAGUGAGAACUCCGAGAUAAAAAUCAUAGACUUUGGCUUUGCGCGUCUAAAACCGCCAGACAAUCAGCUGCUGAAGACUCCGUGCUUCACCCUGCAGUAUGCUGCCCCAGAGAUCCUCAAAUAUAACGGCUAUGAUGAGUCCUGUGAUCUGUGGAGUCUGGGGGUCAUUCUGUACACCAUGCUGUCUGGACAGGUGCCUUUUCAGUGUCAGGAGAAGAGCCUGACCCACACCAGCGCUGAGGAGAUCAUGCACAAAAUCAAGCAGGGGGAUUUCUCUUUUGGAGGCGAGGCCUGGAGAAAUGUGUCCCAGCAGGCUAAAGACCUCAUACAAGAGCUGCUGACGGUGGACCCAGACAAGAGGAUUAAGAUGUCCGGCCUCCGUUACAACGCCUGGCUCCAGGACGACAGCCAGCUGUCCUCCAACCCACUCAUGACCCCCGACAUUCUCGGCUCCUCGACUGCCUCCGUCCACACUUGCGUCAAAGCGACCUUUAAUGCUUUCAACAAAUGCAAACGGGAAGGUUUCCGCCUACAGACGGUGGACAAGGCGCCGCUGGCCAAGAGGAGGAAAAUGAAAAAGACGAGCACCAGCACGGAGACGCGCAGCAGUUCCAGCGAGAGCACGCACUCCUCCUCCUCCUCUUCGCAGUCUCAGGAGAAGACGCUAACGGAGGGCGAGCCCAAUCCGCCGCCUUCCAACAGCCCCUCCGUCAAAACGCCGGGCGUCGAGGAGACGGACUGCGGACACCGGAACACACUUUCGGCCUUUCGCUUCUCGGAAGGACAGUGAGGCGGCAGGCGACAGAUCCGGGCGCAGUUUUUUGGUCGGCGGGCCGCGGAGUCGGACCCGCGCGGCGACUCUGUCUCCUCCUCCAGCUCUGUUGCAUGGACGUCUGCAUGUCACCAGAACCGAGCAUGCAGCAGGAGCAGCAGCUUGCACCGUAAUAUAUAUCAAUCAAUCACUCAAUCAAUCACCAUUAGCAAUAGCCUCUCUUUUCUUUUUCUCUGACUUUCACACUUCUUCUGUUAUCAAUCAGGGUCUGGAUCAGGCAGAAGUUGUUAUUGUUGUCUUAAGGGCUGCCCCACCGUCCCCGGUCCAGGAAGAUGGAAAGGAGACGUCUUUACUGUCGUUAUUAGAAAAACGAAACAAAAAAAUGCCCAAAGCAACGCGGGUCCUCUCCUCGUUCUUCGUAUCUGUCUGUGUCUAGGCGGUUUUUGUUGUUGUUGUUUUAAAGGGAAGCCUGUAGUAUUUAAACCGCGGAUGCUUUGUAAGGGAGGAGAAGACGCGAAGCAAAACCUCGGGAGAAAUCGCGUCCGAGAGGUGAAGCUUUUAUUUAUAUGUGAAUUUUAGACUGUAAUCUAAGCUAUAUCAUAAGCUAUAUUGUUAACUUAUUAAUGGUUCCAAAUGAGCCUGAAUCGAAAUAAUGAAUACAUGCGAGUGUUCAAAAAAAAAAAAAGAUAUUUUUUUGUAAGUACGGUUCCUUAUCCACAGAAAACCUGGUGGGUUUUGUAGACUUGACUGCAGCUGGCUGGAUAUUAAUAGUCAUGUAGACUUUAGCAUCAUGGACGCAAAGGAAAAAAACAAAACAGCCGACGGUGUUGAUGUUAAAAUGAAAAAUGUAUGCAUAAAAGAUUAAAGAGGCAAACGUGAGCAUUUUAGCCCAAUGUGUUUUGUAGUUUUUGCCCAAAGCAAAGCAUUUCUGGUGACCCUGAGAGCAGAGCUGAAUUUAGAGAGUUGUCGCUCCCUUUGACGUGGAGCUACUUUAAAAGUUAAAAUGGCCACUUCUCUAGAAACGGGGUCAGCAGCGUUGGGUUUUACUUGGAUCGCGCUGCGUCAAAAAAAAAUACAAAUACAAAAAUUAAUUGCGUCCUUCCCACUACGGUCAAUUAGAUCGCUGGGAGAAUUCAGAUCCGCUCGAUGUGAGAUGACGAUUGAAAAGGCGAUUUCAAGUGGUCUCCCGUUCAGAAAUAACGAAAUGCAAUUACUUUGUAACAGGAAGGUGGUUUUCGUUGCUCACGUGUGUGUGUGUGCGUGUGCCAAAAUUGCAGCCGAAUCAAGUAAUGUCCGGUUUCCAGCUGCGAGUGCAGAAGUGUGGAUAUUUCAGGAGACUGCAGGGCAACAAAGUCAUGUUGCUUUCUUGGAAGUCUUCAAACUUUUUUUGUUCCAACAGCGACAAUAAAAAGUAUUCACCCGACUUGGGUUUUUUUUUUUUUUUUUUUUACAUAUUUACUUCUUUGUUAAAUCAGUCAUGAGCGACAAUUUUUUUUCAGUUAUUUGACAAAAAAAAAAAGCUUAAUCUCAAAAGUAAAAACUGACUUUCUACAAAAUGUUAAAAAUGUAUGACAUAAAAUCAGUGACUGGAUAAAAUAUUACAGCCUUCAAGUUGAUCUUUGGAGUUUUCCGCCAGUCGUCCUGAGAGAACUGUUGGAGCUCUUUCCGGUGCCACAAAUUCUCUAUCGGGUAGGGCUUUGACUGGGCCACUUCAGAACAUCCACCUUAUUUGUCCUCAAAGCAUUUCUGUGUAGCAUUAACUGGACGCGUCGGGUCCCUGCGUUGCUUGAACAUACAUAUUCUCUGCAGCCAUAGCUCUCUUGCAGAUGGAAACAAAUUGUCCUUCAGGAUUUCUAUAUAUUUCUUUACCUUCUACCUUUAAGGUACAAUCAGACCGAGCACGUUCUGCGCGUCUGGUUUACAUUCAAGGUCUCUGGAGGCGACAAGGGCCCGUCGCGGCUCAUUUCGCGCGUGAUUCGAAGCAUUUGUGCAUCUUUACAAGAUCACAGCAUGGUGCCAUGUUCCUUGCAUGUCUCCAUGAUGGAUUUAAUUAAACUCUAGGGGAAGUACAGUGCCUAACAGUUUUGGGGAUUUUUUUGUUGCCAUCUUCUGACUGAUACGUCUUAAAACAUUUUUCUCAGAUUUGCUUGUAAUCUUUAGUCUUAAUGCUGUUCUGGUAGCCAGGUGACUCUAUAUUGCAGUCACAUAAAACAAAUUCACUUCACUCAUGUUAUUUCUAGUCCACUAAUCGUAAUAGUACUACCAACUGCCUGGACCUCUGUUAAAACCUUUAAACCAAGUGAAUAUUUAUAAAAUUGCUUGCAUCUUAAAUACUUUUAUUUCAUUAUUUCAUUGUAGAAACCAGUUUUCACUUUGCAGUUAGAGGAGUUUUUUUUUGGUUUUGUGAAAAACAAAUAUAAUUUUUUUUUUUUUUGCUCAUGAUUGAUUUGCAAAAGCGAUAAGUAGGCAAAAACAUCCGAGGGCGUGAAUACUUUUUAUAGGCACUGCAUGUCUGACUUGGCUCGUUCUUCAUCUCUGAUGCUGCCAUUGCUCCAUCUACCGUGUGUGAAACAAGGAACCGUGCAGACAUUUGGUUAGUCCUAAGUUUCUAGUGCAUGAUGUAAUGUGAACUGAAACAUAAACCACUUUUAUCCUUUUUUGUAUUAAUGGCCUUUGAGGCAGAUUCCUACUUGAUUCAGUGUGAGUUUGUUUACUGGCCUCGAUUCAAUUUCGGACCUUCAAGUUUUACUCCUUCCAUGUACCAAACUCGUUCUUUUUAACGACGACGCACCGAUUGAGCUUCGACCUACUGAGACCAAUUUUUGUCGACUACAGUUUCUCUUUAUGAGAAGUUUUAGUAGCUUUCCUGUUGUGAGGGGUCUGUAAGGUUUUCUAUUAUUUCAAAACAAGACUAAUUGAUUUCUGAUUUGAAAUGCUAAUGCUUCUUGCAUCUCGUAUUAGAGAUUAGCAUGGCUUCCGAGAACGUAGAUCCUCUUGAGGUUUCUAGAAGGCUGCCAACAUGUUCAAAUUCAAACAUUUCCAUUGCAGAAAGAGGUCAAAAACUCUAAAAGGUCAGCCUUCCUGCAAGACUUCCUGAAAGUAUGGUUUUAGAGCUGGAAUGGUGUGUUCACUGCCAUGUGAAAAGGUGAGAUGUUUGAGUUUUCCAUCGGUCAGAGCCGAUAAAGCUAAAAACGGUCUGAUUUUGGUCGCUCGGUGCAUCUUUUUCUCCCUAUGGCCUAAAUAUGCGGACGUUCCAGUGUUCUAGUCGGCAUAGUUUGACUGUUUUUAACGCCGUGUUGUGUUAGUAGUUAUAUCUCUCUUUCUACUACUUACUGAAAUACUGUACUUUCUUGAUUUUACAUAUAUAUAAAUAUAUACCGGGGCACAGGAGGUGGGACAUGAAAUCGAAAUCCUGAGCUUGACGUCUGUGUCCACUCAAACACUCAAACACUCAUUCGCCAUCUUCCGUUUUCAUGCACUCCGACUCCGAACCAAAGCAUUAACUUUUAAGGUAGCCGUCGCUUUAAGCUGCAUGAAAACGGUUUCCUUUCAUGCAAUUAUGCAAAGAAGUGCUUCAUUUUUUAGGAUUGAAAUGUUCGACAUUACUAUUACUACAAUUUUUUUUUUUACAGUUGACUUGUUUCUUUUUUUAUUCUCAGCACACCAUCAUGCCUAAAACUAUGCACCUCUUUUCACCUCUGUCGCUUUUUUCCUUUAAAAAAAAACAUAGUGUAUAUAUAAAGCUAUAUAUAUAUAUAUAUAUAUAUAUAUAUAUAUAUAUAUAUAUAUAAGAAAACGAACCAAAUGGGUUCAAACAUAAAAAGGAUGUUGCACAAUGUACAUAUACUGUGCUUUUUUUUUUAACUUCCGAUAGCAUCAGCCAUUAAAGAAGAAGCAGCAGCAGCAGAGUGGGGAUCCGUUGCCCUUAAAAAAGACAAAAACAACCGGAAUCCUUGAAACUGAACACUACAAAGCUCUCGUCUAAGUUAGCUCGCAUGAGUUCCCUGUUGCUGCCUCAUUAAGCCUGUUCUUUUGUUUGGGUGUAUUAAUAGCUCAAGUGGAGGAAGAGGAGGAGUGUCCUAUAUUGUGCUCUCCUCUGGGAGCCGUGCUCCAUUAACUGAUGUGCUGCGCUGCUGUUUGCUCCAAAGAAAAUACCGUACUCCACUCCGCGUCUCUGUGGGACCAAGCUUCACUUUCUUAGCAGGGGAACAGAUCAGUGAAUCACAUUAAAGGGCCGGUUUGGUUCCAGAGUCUCCCGGGGACGACUCUCCCUCCUCCCCCUCGUCUUGACGAGCACCAUGUUUGUUGUCCAGCUACGGAAAAAGAGAGAGAGAGAGGGAUGCUUUACUCAGAAUUUGCAAGUUUAAUGAAAUUUCUCCCUCUUCCUCCAGUUGUUCCUCCAUUUUGAAGUUGAAACGUCAAUGCCUGAAGGAACUCAUCCUUUUAAAAGAAAAAAAAAAAGAAAAAUUCAAACACUCUUUGUCUGAGACAGAGGUCGCAUGUUUUGUUGCUAAAGUGACUUUUUUAGAGCGUAUCUGUGUGUGUUGUGUUUAUUUAUUUUUUUUAUUUUAGCACAGCUUCUCUUGUACACCAUUGGGGACAAGUCUGCUUUUAUUUUAUUUUAUUUGUUUUUUUAUUAUUAUUAUUAUUUUAAUUAUUUUAUUUCUUUGAAGUGCCCAAACCGAUUUUGAUGUUUAAAACGACGCGGCCCUUUAAUGAAGCGAUUCUCCUGCCAGGAGCACUUGAGGAAAGACUGCAGUAGUAUUUCUAUUUCUGCCUCAGGAUAAAAAAAAAAAAAAAAAAAAGAAAGAAUAAUGGCUGGGGAGGGAUUUCAGAAUGGAAAGAGGCUUAUCUUGUGUGUGUAUUUAUUGAUGUAGUCUAUAAUAAGGGAACCACUUUUAUCAACCUGAGUAUGUUUCAGCUUGUUUGACUGAAAUUCAUCAAAAUAUUCUCAAUAAAUGUCUGUUUAUGUCAGCAGCUUUGCUGGGAGUUUUUUUUUUUGUACUGAAAGUAAUGUAAUGUUUAUGCUUGUUUAACUGACAAGGCAGAGCAGUCUAAAUGUUAUUUAUGUUUUUGGUGGCUGUUGAUGUACAGUGGAGAAAAAAAAAAAGAAGUUUGACAGAUCUUAUUAGGUACCUUGAUGAUUUAUUUUCAGACAACGUUGGCUUAAAAUGACUCUGCGUCAUAACUCGAUGCAAAAGCAGCCAUGUGGGAAGUGGUUACUGGAUUCUGACCUCUUCUAGGAGCUUAUUGUGACAUGAAUUGUAUUUUUAUUGUUUUAUUUUUUUGAAGGGGGGAGGCGUUUGUCGGUUUGCAUGUGUGGUUCAGAAGGACGCGUGGCGUCGGCGCCCGUUUUUGUCACAUUGCAUGUGCCGCCGUUCGAUUCCGGUUUCAGUUUUUCAGAGGCGAUGGGUGGAAACGUGCUGUAGCAGCAGAUCCCAUCUGAGCGACUGUGCGAUCACAGAAAGAAACAAAAACCGAGCUUUAAGAGCAACAAAGCAAAAAAAAAACAAAAAACAUGUGCUUUCAGUUAUUUAUUUUUUAUAUGCAAGAGUAAGAAAAGACCUAUCCCCCUCUUUGGUCGUUUAUCUGUCUGUUCCUGUUUAUGGCUGUUGUUCUGUAUUCUAAAACUCAAUAACCACUUUUACCUGAUAAAUGAAUAUACUUAUCUUCUUUGUAGAGCACUGUGGAGAUCCUCUUUUUUUUGUGUUUGUUUUUUCGGGUCACAUCAGUUGCUUUAACUGACCAAGGCAGUGGAGAGCAGGGGGAAACCUUCAUUUUCUUCAAUAAAAAGCUUUUUACUGGCUGA